AUGGCAAAAGUCAUUGUCAUGAUCUUUAUCCAUUAUGGCGUCGAGGUGUGUAGCCAAUGCGCUCCUAUUUGCAGACAGGUUGCUAAUGGUGCGGAUCAGUUGGACGGCACCCCGGACAGCAUCCUCGCCCAUAUCAAACACGCAGAAGAGCUGGUAAACUCCAACUCGAUAACAGACCUUGUCGAGAACACAGAGAAUCUGUACUAUGCGCUGUACGCCAGACUCAUCAUGGAGAUUGCCGCCGUGCAUUUGUGUGCCUCUUUCACCUUGGGAUUCCGACGUCCGGAAAGCGACAGGUCGUUCCAGCUCCCAGAGCCGCGGGAGAUAUGCAAAACCUUUCUCCUCUGUAAACAGAUGCUGGACGAGGAAGACGUGUGCAAUCACCUCAACAAAGAGCUUGUCAAGGAACAUCAGGUGGGGUUCAUUCGUUACAAGUCGGACAAAAUCCAAACCGACGGUUUCCUGCUCGACGACCUUCUUGGGUACCGCCGCCGCGCUCUUGAUGUCAUUGAAGAUGAAACGUCUGAGUUCCGUCAAGAAUGGCGCAAGGCGACUCCAAUGUACGAGAUGCCGCCACCAGAGAUUCUGGCACUUCAGUCUGAGAAGUACCUCAUUUGGACGCCACGCUGGGACGCAGUUCACAAGGCGGUGCCCGCGGUGAGCCUCCCUUUUAUUGACCCAAAAACCAUACCCAAAGAGAUCUGGGACCGCGAGAUGAUUUUGGACCAACGUCAGGCCACUCUAGCCAAGCUAGAAAGCAAAUGCGUUGGCGACAUCCGUCGCAUCGAUGAUCGACGUCGACUCAUUGAUUUCGUCCGUGAGAGAAAGUGUAUUUGUCGGUCUACCUGCAGUUGUGCGUGGGACUGCACCCAAGACGUGGAGCAUCCCUGUCCUUGCUCGGAGCGGACUCUGAGUCUUAUGGUAGCAAAGCGUCGAAAGAGUGUCGGCCCGCUACCUUUUGGCCCUCGAUGCAAUGUGCUUGCGAAAGCUAUCUUUGAGGGCAUCGCGUCUGUUCGGCCCAGCGAUGCCAAUGACAUGGAGCUUUCCGUGGAAAUCAAUCGCGCGUUCUCAGUCUUCGCAGAGGAGAUCCGGAAGCAGCGGUCAACCGGGGUUAUCACCAGCCCGACGAUGCUAUCUGUAUCUGAAAGAAAAGCAGAGCUACUGUUGAUAAGGGCACAGAUAUGA
This is a messenger RNA of Aspergillus calidoustus, 1185 nucleotides long. Lineage: Eukaryota; Fungi; Ascomycota; Eurotiomycetes; Eurotiales; Aspergillaceae. The record is from the annotation of a GenBank genome assembly.